CGUGUUUUUAAAUCUCCGGCGGGCAAACCCGGUUGGCAAAACAGAGAUUACCUCAGAGAGAGGGGAGCUAAACAUUAACCAGAGCGCUGUGUGUUUGCGUGUCAGGAGAAGUUUUUUUUUUUUUACUCAACAGGAGAACAUGGCGACGGCUGGUCCUGUGCUGUCGAAAGGACAGGUGUUGUACAGGUAUUUUGUGCCCCUGCACCACGCGACCAGGAGGUUUUCAGAGAGCGGCGACAAAGGCUGGUUCCGUUCCUUGUUCGUGCACAAAGUCGAUGCCAGAAAAGAUGCCCACUCCAACCUGCUGUCAAAGAAAGAGACCAGCAACCUGUAUAAAAUUCAGUUUCACAAUGUCAAACCAGAGUGCCUAGAAGCAUACAACAGUCUAGAGGCUGAGGUGCAGUACAGGCUCCAUCAGGACCAGGAGUACCCUUGUGAAGUGGUGGGAAGCUGGAACACCUGGUACGGAGAGCAAGACCAAGCUGUGCAUCUAUGGCGAUACAGAGGAGGCUACCCAGCUCUGACUGAGUGCCUGACGAAGCUGAACAAUAACAAGGAGUAUUUAGAGUUUCGGAAAGAAAGGGCAAAAAUGUUGAUUUCAAGGAGAAAUCAGCUCCUCUUGGAGUUCAGUUUCUGGAAUGAACCCUUGCCCAGACCAGGACCCUGCAUCUAUGAAAUGCGCACCUAUCACCUCAAGCCAGGAACUAUGAUAGAAUGGGGAAACCACUGGGCACGGGCAAUCAAAUACAGACAGGAAAACAACGAAGCAGUGGGUGGCUUCUUCUCACAAAUCGGCGACCUGUAUGUUGUUCAUCAUUUGUGGGCUUAUGAAAGCCUCCAGUCCCGGGACGAGACGAGGAACUCUGCUUGGCUGAAGGAGGGAUGGGAUUCCACUGUGUAUUAUACAGUGCCUUUGAUCAGAAGCAUGGAGUCUAGAAUAAUGAUUCCCACCAAGAGUUCACCUUUACAAUGAGAGUAACUGAAACUCCAAAAUCCAAAUCCGCCCACUGCCAGAACAAUGUUUUUUUUUCUUUUUAUCAGAUAGAUAAUCUGUGUUACAUUUUAAGUAUGUAAACAAAAACAUUUUCCAAGAGUAUAUUUGCACAGAGGCCAACCAGUCAUGACAUGUAAUGAUGCAGAGUUUGUGUGCAUUUAUUUGACAAUCCUGAAAUGCUGCAAUUUAGUUCGAACAUGUGAACGAAAGAAGUGACAAUGAGCACAAUGAAAUGCCAGAUCAUAUGUAUUACAUUACUUGCAUCUUUAUUACAAUAUAAAAUGACAAUUACAUGAGCAAGAGCACAGUUGGUGUAUAUCCUGUUUUUUGUUUUUACCAUGAACUACGGUAAUGGACCGUGGAUUUGUUUUUCACAAUGAAGUCUCCACCCAGCAUUUUUAUGAUCACACUUAUAUGGCUGGAAAUGAAUCAACCUGAAUGAGAUCACACUGAGUUUCACAGAUGUGACUGUGAAAUGCACACAAUCAAUAAAAAAUGUGUCAGACUACCUCAAUCAUUAAAAUUUCUGAUCAUCAUUGUGCUGAUUUAAAAUUUACAGUAAGGUGUAAAGAGCCUUUCAGGAGCGUCUAUGUUACUUCUGAUAUGAAUUUGACAGUAUUUUCAAAAUAAAAGUUGACCGACACAAA
Molecule: messenger RNA, 1641 nt
Organism: Acanthopagrus latus (yellowfin seabream)
Lineage: Eukaryota; Metazoa; Chordata; Actinopteri; Spariformes; Sparidae
Gene: nipsnap1
Product: nipsnap homolog 1 (C. elegans)
Exons: 10
Coding region: 140-973 (277 amino acids)
Cellular component (GO): mitochondrion
Source: RefSeq, a predicted model, not a curated record